Messenger RNA from Suillus subalutaceus, 5819 nucleotides. RefSeq lists its product as uncharacterized. Gene Ontology annotation, biological process: protein import into nucleus; mRNA export from nucleus. The transcript is spliced from 19 exons. The coding region runs from base 57 to 5819 and encodes 1920 amino acids. Gene Ontology annotation, molecular function: structural constituent of nuclear pore. NCBI's taxonomy places the organism in Eukaryota, Fungi, Basidiomycota, Agaricomycetes, Boletales, Suillaceae. The record is from RefSeq and is a predicted model, not a curated record. Gene Ontology annotation, cellular component: nuclear pore.
CUGCAAUUUCAUUCAAAGCCUUGCAAGGCUCCGGUCAUCGUCUCUCUCCAUAUUACAUGGUGGGCACAAGGCGAAAAAGCAAGGCUGCCGCAGCCGCAGCCACUCAGCACGACUACGAUGGUGCAUCAACUCAAGGAACAGACGAGUUCAGCCAUCCGCAACCAUUCAGCGUCUCACUACCUAUCGACAUCGAUGUUGAAGCACUUUCAAGCUUGAUACCAGAUGUCUCAUUUGCCACCCCAACCCCUGAAACAAUAGUAUCUGUGUACAGAUUGCUCCUUGCACAAGUCACCGAAACCAAUGCCACUCAGAGAGACCUAGAGGAGGCGAGAGCAGAGGUCGAACGGAGGGAAGUGGAACUAGACCAGGCUUAUCAAGAUGCGGAGAACAAGACGAACAGUCUUGAAACUUCUUUCGAAAAUGUCCAGAGCCAACUCACAGUCACGAGGCAAGAAAAGGAGCAGCUUGCUGCAUCGAAAAGUAGCCUAGAAGCGCAGCUAUUAAAUUUCAGCACUUCGCAGUCCACUUCGUCGACCGAACUCGACCAAUUGAAGCAUCGCGUCGAGGACGCUGAACGCGAAAAACGUGACCUUAUGGGUGUGGUAAAUAGGUUGAAGGAAGAUGCAACGCAGCGCGACGAUGAGGUGCAAAACUUGCGCAAUAGCCUCCGACAGGCACGUCAAGAACACCAAACACAGGAGACUCAAGUGCGCGAGCUUCGCUCAUCAGAAACGUCCAACAAGUUCAAGAUCGACUCCCUCACGCAGCAACUCCAGCUUGCACAGUCCGAAGUCGAGCGAGCAACCGCCGAAUUAUCAUCCAAAAUCGAAGAACACGCCAAGUACCGACGCACGAAACAUGCCGAGUUCGCAACUCUGCAAGCCGCUCACGACUCACUCACCCAGCAACACUCAGCAUCGGAGAGCGCGUUUAAAGCUCUCCAAAGCGCGCAUUCAUCUCAAGCACACCAGCUCACGCAGGCUCUUGCACGCGUGCAGGAUCUGACUGGACAGCUCGCAGAACAGGAAGCAGCGUUCACUAGUGAAGCAUCUGGGCUUCGACGACUCGUAAACAUUAUGGAAGAGCGCGAGAAGCAGGCGAAGGACAUUGUUGAAGGCAUUGAACGCGAAUGGGCAGGUGUCGGAGAACGUGCCGAGCGACGCGAGGCAGCUCUGCACGCUGAAGUCGAGAAGGAGAAACGGGCCCGAGCGGAAGCAGAGCGAAAGGUUGAUCAACUUGAAACAGUUCUUGAGCGCAUGAAUCGUGGUGAAUUGCCCGUCGCCUCCCGCGGAUCACCCGUUCCAGGAACCCCAGCCACCCCUGCUCGUAAUUCUGCUCAAGCGGCCGGAAUGGAGGGUAUGCUUGGUUUGAGCCCGACGGUCGCAAUGGUCAGCAGGGCACAGAAGACCGGCAAGACGUUUACCGAGGUCUAUGCCGACUAUGUUCGCUUGCAGGAUGAAUUUGCGAAGAAGUCAUCCGAGUAUGAUCACAUGGACAGAACUCUUUCUGCAGUGUUGGCUCAGAUUGAAGAACGGGCUCCCAUUCUAUCACAGCAACGCGAAGAGUACGACCGCCUACAAUCCGAAGCCGCACAACUUGCCUCACAGCUCUCGACCGCACUCGCCGAACGUGAAGCUAACUCAAACGCAUUCCAAGAAGCCUCGCAAAAAUUGAAGAAGUCUCACUCAGAGAAUGAACUUUUGCAACGACAGCUCGAUGAUCUCGGUCGGCAAGUUCAAAUUCUGCUUAAGGAACUCGGGAGGCGCACAGACCCGUCUUUGCCCACGGAUGCUGAGAUGGAAGAAAUGGAGCCCCUACCAGCCGAAAACAUUGAUGCAGUCAUCACGAAUAACCUCGUACUCUUCCGCAGUAUUGGUGGGCUGCAAGAGCAGAACCAGAAGCUACUCAAGAUUGUACGCGAGCUCGGCUCCAAAAUGGAGGCGGAGGAGCGUGAGUACCGCGAGGCGCUUGAACAAGAGCAAAGUGAAGCUGUGAGAGAGGCGCACGAGGCGAUUCAAGAUCUGGCCGCACAGCUUGAGAGACAGAAGAAGAGCAGCGAUAUGACAAUCCAGGCGUACAUGAAGGAACGAGAUGCGAUGAAAGCCAUGCUUGCGCGGGCUGAGCGCUCGGGACUGCAUGCGGGCGUCAACGGCGACAUCAACGGCGUUGCUGGUCCUAUCAAGAACAAUCUGGCUGCGGAACUUGAAGACGUGCAAGCUCAGUUCGAGGCUUAUAAAACUGAGAUGGGCACAGAUUCUGUGAAGCUUCGAGAGGAGUUACAGCAAGCGCAUCGCGAUCUCAAUCAGGUCAACGUUACGCUUGCCAAGGCCAAUGCCAAGAUCGAAUAUCUCACUGACCGUCAUCGCAUGAGCCAAGACGAAGCAUCGCUACAUACCCGCGAUCUCGACUCCUUGACCAAGCGCAAUCAACAACUCUACGAUCAAUAUAUCCGAAUUGAUAUCGAGUGUAACCGAGCCCAGCAGGAGUUAUCCGAGGCUAACAGUCGUGUCGAGCAGUUGCGCAAUGAGAAUGCCAACCUGCGUGCAGAGAAGAAAAUAUGGGAGUCUAUCCAAGUUCGCCUGGUGCAAGAGAACAAGACCCUUUCAGUGGAACGGUCUCACCUAGCUGACCUUAUGGCCAAUGUGCAGAGGAUGCAUGGCGACCUUGAACGAUCGGGAGAAAAUGACCGCCGGCGUCUGGAGAACCAGAUCCAGACAAUGGAUGACCAGAUGAAAGAUAUGAAGGUUCAACUCUCGCAGGAGCGCGACGCAGUCCGCCAUGUCACGCUUCAGAAGGAUAUCGACUUGAAGGACCUGCAAACCCGCCUGGACAAGACGACCGAACAACUAUCUCAAGUUCGGGAGUCUCUCGUCGGUGCAGAAACCAGCAAAGUCCACCUCCAAGAGCGCGUUGACCAGCUUACACGCCAGCUACAAGGUAACGAGGAGAAGCUUGCCGUGUACGAACGUCGCCCAUCGGUUGCCAAUGGCGCUGCUCCUGCUACUGAGCAAGACCUUCCACGUGAACAGCGACUCGAGCAGGAAGUUGCGGAAUUGCGGUCUGCUUUGAAAGUCGCUCAAGUCGAUCUUACAGCUGCCCGUAGUCACAUGCAGCAAUUCCAAGAAAUCUCUCAAGCAAACGAGGCUGCUCUGUCCGCACUGAAUGCUACGCAUGAUCAAUACAAGACUGAAACUGAGGCGCAGAUUUCGAAGAACGAGCUGGAGUACAAGGCCCUGCAAGAUAAACUGCGCAGCGUUGAGGAUGAUGUGCGACAGUCUGCCGACAAGUUCUCUGAACUUCAACGCACAUUCGAGUCGGAGCGACUAGUCUGGACUAAUGACAAGAAGAUCUUGGAGGAUACUAUCGUCGACUUGAGCACCUCUGAGAAGACUUCUGAAACUGACCGCACCACUCGCGAGAGUGAAGUUCGCCAACAGGAGGAAAGAGCCCUUGCUGCAGAAGAUAGAUACUCGCGUGAAGUGAUCGUCCAUGCUGAGUCAAUCAAGACCAUCGAGACCCUCAAACAACAACUAUCCGUCGCUCAAGCUACCUCCAGGGAGAACCUGUCAGAAGCUGCUAAUGCCCAAGCUAAACUAGCGGCAUCGGAGGGCAGCUGGAAGCAGCAAAAAGAAGCUUUGGACAAGGAAAUUGCUGAUCUCAACGCACGGUCCAAGGAUCUGUCCGCACAGAAUACUCUUCUUCAUCAACAUCUCGAGACUGUCAGCACCCAAGCUACGCGUAUUCGUCAGGCUGCUGAUUCCUCCGCUACGGAGGGCACUUCUGGUGACGCAGAUGUUGGUGGCGAUGUGGAUACUAAGGUUUCAGAGCUCAGAUCUGUUGUGGCUUACCUGCGCAAGGAGAAAGAGAUAGUUGAUCUCCAGCUUGAGCUCAGUAAACAGGAGAACGUCCGUUUGAAGGCUCAGAUCGAGCAUCUGACUCAGAGCUUGCAAGAGACCAGAGCAACCCUUGCUGAGGAACGGGAACGGGCGAUGGAGGCGGCGACUUCGGAUGCUCAGCACGCUGAGAUGUUGGAGAGGAUCAACCAGUUCAACAUUCUUCGAGAAAGCAACGCCACCCUCCGCGCUGACUGCGAGACUUAUGCUAAACGCUCUCGCGAGCUCGAUGCGAAACUGCAGGCAUUAUCUACAGAGCUUGAACCUGUCAAGGAAAAGGCUCGUGUGGCACAGGCAGAGCUGCAAGCCAGAGAUGCGCAGAUCACACGUCUCGAGGGAGAGAGCCGCCGUUGGCAAGAACGUAACGCACAGUUACUGAGCAAAUAUGAUCGUACUGACCCCGCUGAGAUCCAAACGCUGAAAGACGAAAUCGAAACCCUGAAAACUCAGAAGGCUGAUGCGCAUAAAUUGGUUGCAGAACGUGACGAGCGAGCAAACGCUAUCCAAUCCCGACUCUCGGCUCUCGAGGCUAACUUCAGAAGCCACAAAGAGAGCAAUAGGACAAGUGUAGACAAGUUCAAACAUAGCCUUGGGUUACUGAACGGUGAGAAGUCUCAACUCAACGCCACUGUCAGUGAGCUUGAGGGCAAGAUCAAAACCCUGACCGCCGAACGAGACGCAUUGCGCACCACCUCGGCACCUGAUACGUCGCAGCAGUUGAACACCCAGUUGGAGACGCUACGGAAAGAGAAGGUCGCUUUGGAGCAAGCGUUAGCCAAUGAGAGAGCUACGAAAAUACAGGCGCCUGUCGAAGGUUCAUUAGAUCAAACUGCACUCAUUACUUCCCUCAGGGAGGAAAGAGAUAAGCUUUUGGCAGAAAAUGAGGCUCUGAGCAAAGCUGGGUCCUCUACUCUGCCUUCUGAUACUGCACGGUUGUGGGAGUCGGAAAAGCUUGAGCUCUUAAAGGCGCGGGACGAGGCAUUGGCGCGUGCUAGUGCCGCAGACGAUUUGGCGAAAAAGGCGUCCGAUGAAGUCAGGAGCGUCCGCCAAUCCAAUGAAAAAUUUCAAACUAGAAUUCAGGAAAUGAGAGAGAAGGCCAAGAGUGAAAUAACUGCCGGCGGUGCUUCUGUAAAUACCGAGGAACUCUCGAAGAAGCAUGUCCAAGAACUGGAGGCUCUGCGAGUUCAACUGACUGCCCAGCACGAGGCGGCCCUCAAGGUGGCAGUAGACGCUGCCACUAAAGCUGCUAAAACGGAGGCUGCCACUUCUCCCUCCGAUGAGUCAACAAAAGCCGCUAUUGCCGCUGCCAUCGCUGCUCAUGACGCAGAGCUCCGAGAACGACGUAGCUCAGAAUUGGAUGCAGCGGUCGAGCGGGGUAGAUUGGAAUCGCAGGCAAAGACCAAAAUCAAAGAUGGUCAACUUGUUCGAUCUCAGGCCAAGCUUAAGGAUCUGGAAGCGCAAGUGUUGGAGUGGCGAAAGGCUGGUUUGAUCCCCGAGGCUCCGCCACCGCAAACGCCCACAGCAUCGACCUCCAAGGUGCCACCCCCAACUACUGCUACACCUGUCGCCGCAGCCCCAGCAGGUCAACCUGCAGCUGCUAGUGGUGAAAAGCCACCCACCAGUGGUGCGGUCCCACUUGGUAUACCCAGAGGUGGCCGAGGCAGAAUUGCUCCGCGCGGCACUGUGAGAGGAGGCAUCAAUACCCGAGGUGCGGCUCCUGGUCGGGGUGGCGCUCCACCUCCUAUUCCACCCCCUACUGCAGCUACCUCCGGUACUACAGGGAUAUCUAUCAUUGGCGCAGCUAGCAAACGUAGUCGAGAAGAAGAUUUGGCCGCGGACGAUUCUCUGGCGAAGCGGCUGAAGCCUGCAGCGGAGACCACCGCACCAAAACCCCCUGUUACUCUCCGUCGCCCGCCUCCAUCAUAG